AUGGCUCCCCCUCCACGAUUGCGCAUCCUGUCCGUUGGCGGCAAUGCGAUCUCAGCAUUUCUAUCUUGGCGACUCCAGGCUACAACCUCCUGCGACGUAACACUGGUGUGGAAACAAGGCUUCGAAGCCGUCUCACAAUAUGGUGUCUCUUUUAAAUCAAAAGCAUUCGGAAACGAGCGGUUCAAGCCUCGACAUGUUGUCCGAUCCCCCGAAGACGCCUCUUCUCGUGAACAUGUAUACGACUAUGUCAUCCUCUGUGUAAAAGCGCUCCCGGAUGUCUAUGAUUUGGCUUCAGUCAUCGAAUCAGUUGUCACACCCCAACACACCUGUAUCUUGGUCAACACCACAAACACCCUUGGCAUUGAAGCCCACCUCGAGCAACGAUACCCGACCAAUGUCAUUCUCUCUCUAGUUUCCAACGUGGAAAUCUCCCAAACUGGCCCCAGCGAGUUCGAACAUCUCAGCUCCAGCGAGAUUUCCGUGGGCGCGACCAACAGAAAGUCCGCCAUUCCCGCCUCCAUUCAGAAUGACAUGGCUGCAGCCCUUUCCCUGACCCUGAACACCGGGCAGGUGGACUGUAAAGUGUCGCCUAAUAUUAGACAGGAGCAGUUUGAGCGGAUGAUUGGACCCAUCGCUUUCCACCCCGCCAGCAUCGUUUUCGAAACCUCCAAUCCCACCCAAUUGUUAGAGAAGACUGGAGUCCGUCAAUUGGUGACGGGUAUAAUUGAUGAAUUACUGCAACUGGCUGCAGCUUUGGAUUGCACAUUCCCCGCCGACUUCCGGGAAAAGACCAUCCAGAAAAUGAUCGCGACCGAAGCCCCCAGCACCAUGUUCCAGGACUUCCAGGCCCGACGCCCCAUGGAGGUCGAGAAUUUCUUGGGUUCCCCAAUCAAAUUGGCCACCGAGUCGAACCUGGCCCUGCCGCGUAUUGAGGCCAUGUACGCCAUGCUCCACCACGCAAACAUUCUGAACCAGUCUAGGCCCCGUCAUGGUGAUUCUCCCCCUGCAUCGGUCAUGGGACAGCCCCCUCCUCGAUUGUCAUCCGCACCCCCACCAAACCGACCGCCGAUCAACGGAACGAUGCGAUCAAGUCGCACGAAUUCGAGCAUGGGUCCUCCCCAGGCCCGUCGAGGCCCACCCCCAGGGAUGAUGCGGGUCCCACCAGGUGGACCGAUGCCCCAUCCGGGAUCUCGGGGCAUGCCCCGCGACCCUUCCCUCGAGGGUCUCGAAGAGUUCAGCCAUCUUAUGAGUUACGGUGAUGAAGGCGAGUCUGGGUUACCUCAGAAUGGUGGUGGUGGCCACGGCCCUGGACCCUCGGAACUCGCCCUCAGAGAACGGGAAUUGGCACUGCGCCAGCGAGAAUUACAGAUUCGUGAGCAGGAGAUGGGUAUGCGCCGGGGUCCUGGUCCUGGUCCUGGUCCUGGUCCUGGCCCUGGUCAACGACGACCGCCCCCGCGGGCCCCUGCAUCGGUAUUCGACGAGGAAGAUGAAGAUUAUUUUGACCCGAUGGACCAUAUUCAGAUCCCCCACGUGGACCCCGAUAGUGUUGAUAUGAUGAGUCUCACAUCGCGCCGAGGACGCAAGGCCCCCAACCAUGCCCAACAGUUCCGCAAGAAUCCUGAAUUCGCGGCCGGCCCUCCCCAGAGUCGCCCCUCUUCGUCUGCCUUUGGUCGAUACUUUGGCCGCAAGCGUGCCAGUGACCGAGUGAUGCAGGAGAUUCCCGGUCUUCAUGACUCGCUCAUGGAGCACCCUAUGAUGAGCUACUCUUCCAACAGAUACGGAGCUGUGGACCGGAAUCAAUUGCAAGUUGACUCGCGAGCCAACUCCAUGACUGCCAGCCAAAUGGGCGAUUUCCCACCCCGUCCUUAUCCCCAGAGUCGUCGAAACAGCCAAUCCCCCGCAGCGCCAUUCCCCGGAGGACCUCCUGGACCUGGGGGACCCGGUGGACCCGGUUCCCGCAUGGCACGCCCGAUGACCGCCCAAGACUCGAGCAUGGGUCCCCCCGGUGGACCUCUUCGCAACGGCCAUCCUUCGCCGCCUGGAAACAUGCGGACACCGGUUCCUCGACAGCCGUCAGGACCAGGCCCACAACAGAUUGAGCAACACUAUGGGGUGAGCAACCCGUAUGCCGUUAAAGGCCCUCCCAAGAACAAGAGUCUGACUGGAAGUGCGAGCGCCAGCGCGGAGAGUGGUGAUAGUGGGGCUAGUGCCAACCUCGAUUCCGAAGCGUCGGCUCACAGCAGCCAGAUCAGCUUGGGUGAUCACCCACACCACCGAGUCGCACAAGCACCGCCCAUUCGGUGA
Messenger RNA from Penicillium verhagenii, 2304 nucleotides. Its product is annotated as ketopantoate reductase family protein. The transcript has 5 exons. Gene Ontology annotation, molecular function: oxidoreductase activity. The record is from RefSeq and is a predicted model, not a curated record. Lineage: Eukaryota; Fungi; Ascomycota; Eurotiomycetes; Eurotiales; Aspergillaceae. Gene Ontology annotation, cellular component: cytoplasm. The coding region runs from base 1 to 2304 and encodes 767 amino acids.